AUGAUUUCGGCGGGUGGAGCUUCCGAGGUCAAGGUGUCGUUUGUGAUGCCGUUGCUGUUGUGCACCUUUCUCAUCGUUUCCAUGCAGCUGGGCUUCGCGAUGCUGGAAGUGGGUUGUGUCAGGCAAGAGCACCGCAUGACGGUCCUGGCCAAGAAUCUCUUGGACACAAUGGUUUCCAGCCUGUCCUUCUUUGUGGCCUGUGAGCUCGUCCAGCCCAGCAUUGUGCAGCAGAACGGCGUGACUGAAAGUCACUUGCUCCUGUUGCACUGGGCCUUUUUGUCCACCAGUGUCACAAUUUGCUCGGGUUCCAUGGCGGAACGUACACAUCUCCUGGCAUACCUAUGCUAUGCUGUGGUGAUGUCAGGGCUGGUUUAUCCAAUUCUGGCUGACAGUGUGUGGGGCAAUGGACGUGGGCUCUUACACGAGCACUUUCACUCUGUCAUUAGCGGACACAGCUACUAUGACUAUGCAGGGGGCGGAGUGGUGCAUCUAGCUGGAGGGAUUGCAGCUCUGGCCGGAAAUCUUCUGCUGGGGCGGCGAAUCUUGCGGCCGCCGGCGAAGGACUUUUGCCCAUCCAAUGCGGAGAAUGCCGGCAACGAUGGCGCCGAACAACUGAAGGAAGCUUUGCAAGAGACCUGGCAACGGCGUUUCGAUUGUACAGAGGAUGAUGAGAAGGAGUUCCGUCCCAACAGCUAUUUGCAGGUAAUGGGCGUGUUGAACCUGUGGGUUGGCUGUUAUGGCUUCAAUGCGAGCCCUGCAUUCGCUCGAAACGAUCCAAGCAGCGUUCACUCCGCAGCCUUGAGUGCGUGGAAUACUACGUUGGCAGCAGCUGCGGGCGCUUCGGGCGCUUUCCUACAUUUGCAUUUUUUUCACCAGAACAUCGACAUGGGCUUCUUGUACAACGGGGUGCUGUCUGGAUUGGUAUGCUUGACCGGAGCGUGUGAUAUCAUUGCCCCAGCUGGGGCUGUCCUUUUGGGCUUCCUGGCGGGCUUUGUCGUGUAUCCCUUAGGUCGAGCUGCCUUGCGGCGGAUCCGCGUGGACGAUCCAGCAGAUGCGAUCCCAGUUCAUGCCGGCAAUGCCGUGUUUGGCCUCAUCGCGGUCGCAUUCUGUCAUCCUCCCUGCGAGUCGUCUGGGCACCCCUUUUGCGGCGCCGAGCAUCGUGUGGGAAGCCAACUUGUGGUGCAACUCUAUGGGGUGGGCACCAUCAUUUUGUGGACCUUUGUGGUGGUCUUUCCCGUUUGGGCAAUCUUUGUCUUGUCAGAGAGUAUCUUCUCUCUUGAGCUGGAGCAGCUUGCAAAGACCUACGAGCAGGCAUACGUCGAUGCAGAAGCGGCCGAGGCUUUGGAGGCGGGCUUUUGGGCGAGCGCGGCGCGCAGCUCCCGCAUCACGCGGCACCUGUUGCGUCAACAUGGCUGGAAAUGGGCUGGUGCGCCGUUCAAAGAUAUAAAGGACGCACAAGACUUUCGGCAAGACAUCCUGGAAGCCAUCCACAGCAGCAAGACGGCAUUAGAAAUGGACUUUUUCCUGGUUCGACGACUGCACAGCAUGGCUCGAUGUUUGGCGCAGUGCCGUGGUUUCCGUGAGCUGGCUUGGCUCCGGCUCCGCAUCGCACCCUUUGCGGAGCUUUCGGGCUUGGGGGCCAUGGCUGCCGGGAAAGAGGUGGCUGAAGUUGUUCAAGAAGUAUUGAAGGUGGUGACAGAUCUGCAGGACACAAGCUCUAAGAACAUGCCAUUGGAACUCCAGCUUGAUCAGCUCUCGCGGCAAGUGCAGAAUCAAGGUCUUUUGCUGCAACGCUUGACACGGAGCAAGCGCUUUGCCGGCGGUAUUGGAGGCUGCCAGCCUCGACUCGCGAGCGUCUCAGAGGAGGCGGUGCGCGCCGCCGCGCAGGGCGAGCAAGCGCCGGCGCCGGAGGCGCUGGAGGCGCCUGAGGCCCGGCCGCCGAUUCCCACGCUGCCCAUCACCACGUCAACGCGAGGGCGGCAGCUCCACCGCGAGGAGCACGGUGAUUUGUCCAUGCUCCACGCGCGGAGCUCGACCCCGGAAGAUCGACCCCUCCGAGAAAACACUGAGAGAUCCAUCAAGUCUGCGACGACCAUCUCCGACAAGUCAAUGGGACUCAUCACUCCGCGCUCAGAGGGUGAUGAAACGCCUCCGCCCAUGGUUUAUGGUCAUCGGCACCACCACAGAAACGGCGCGGUGGCGGUGAUGGCGAACCAGCUGGCCAACCUACUGCAGGCCCAGCAGCGCUUUAGUGCCACACUUCCGGACAUACCACGUCAGGAGGACUUCCACAGGCAGGACCUCAAAACAUCGAGCAAUGCACAGCUUGAUGCCAUUGGUUUUUGUUUGCUGAGAUGGUUUGAGUUUGAUGAGCACUUGUCACCAUUUGCACCACACAUCGCGGAUCCAAAUGCUUUGUCGAGGCAGCUUCUUUUGGCCUUGGAACAUGACUCGCGUCCAGGGUCAAACCGCUUCUUGGACUGGACUGGGAUGUGA
Durusdinium trenchii is the source of this 2496-nucleotide messenger RNA. The record is from the annotation of a GenBank genome assembly. NCBI's taxonomy places the organism in Eukaryota, Dinophyceae, Suessiales, Symbiodiniaceae.